Molecule: messenger RNA, 1323 nt
Organism: Microthlaspi erraticum
Lineage: Eukaryota; Viridiplantae; Streptophyta; Magnoliopsida; Brassicales; Brassicaceae
Source: the annotation of a GenBank genome assembly
AUGGGUUUGUCAAGGAUUGAUCCAGAAAUCCAAGGUUGUCAGAGAAUAUGUGAUUUGCCCAACGAUUUGCUACUGCGGAUCUUACACCUCGUCCCGGCAAAAGAUGCAGUGGCCACUGAGGUCUUGUCUAAACGAUGGCGUCACGUCUGGAAGAUGAUGCAUAAACUCGACUUCAUAGAAAACCAAGACAGCGAGAGCUUUGGUCGGUUUAUUGACAAGGCACUGCAACUCCACAAGGCACCGAAACUACGAAGCCUGGUUGUCGAAGUGGGUCCACGAUGUCCUGUUGACGUAGAUGUCAGAAAGUGGGCUGACAAGGCAGUUAACCAGGGUGUGAUGAAUCUAGAAUUCAAGCUCCACUGGAGAGGAGAGCCCACAAGCUUCCCAAAGAGCGUUUACACAUGCGACACGCUAGUCCGUUUAUGUCUAUCAAACCAGGUUCUCGUGGAUGUUUCUUUCACGGCUAGCCUCCCAUCUCUCACACAUAUGUUUCUCUUCAAGGUGGUUUACAAAGACCAAGACUCUCUUGCUAGGCUUUUAUCAAGUUGCCCUCUUCUCUAUCAUCUGUCGGUUGAGCGACAUAAAAUUCGGAAGCAAGCUAGGGAAGACAACUUGACAGACUUUACCGUGAAAGUGCCUUGGCUGAAAAGCUUACGUUACUAUACUAGUUUGCGAGAGCGGCAAGAACAUGAGCAAGAGCAAGAGCAAGAGGAAUAUCAGAUUGGGUCGUUGGUGAUAGAUUGCCCUGCAUUAACACGUGUAGUCAUACUUGAACAAUGGGGAGACUACUGUAGUGUGACAGAGAAAAUGCUUUGUCUUGAGGAGGCAUACAUCCGGUAUGUUCAUAACCCAGAUGAAAAGCUGCUGACAUGUUUUUCUUCUGCCAGGCGUUUGGUCUUCUCUUUAUCCAAAUCAACGGUUGCUUGUUGUAAAGCCGUUAAGUUCUCUGGGCUCAUAGAUUUGGAAUUUAUAGCACAAAUUGAUGUGGAUUGGUUGGAACCAUUUAUUUUGUUGCUUCACAACUCUCCUAAGCUGAAAAUUCUUACGGUCGACACUGCGGGAUGUCCCCAAUCUCCCUGGAACGAGCCGAGUACUGUUCCUGGAUGCUUAUCGUCUCAUCUAGAGGUUGUUAAGUGGAAAGACUAUGAAGGAAAAGAAGAUGAGAAACAACUACUGACAUACAUUCUCGCUAACUCAUACCAUUUAAAGACUGUGGAGGUCUUACUCGUAGCAACCUGCAAUCUUGAAGAGUGCCAAAAGGAGUUAGAAUCUAUGCCUAGGAUUUCAACAUCGUCUAGGCUUCUUUGUUCUACUUCAUCUUGA